This is a messenger RNA of Fulmarus glacialis (Northern fulmar), 468 nucleotides long. RefSeq names its product solute carrier family 22 member 6-A-like. Gene Ontology annotation, biological process: transmembrane transport. Gene Ontology annotation, molecular function: transmembrane transporter activity. NCBI's taxonomy places the organism in Eukaryota, Metazoa, Chordata, Aves, Procellariiformes, Procellariidae. Gene Ontology annotation, cellular component: membrane. The record is from RefSeq and is a predicted model, not a curated record. The annotation marks the transcript as partial. The transcript is spliced from 3 exons.
UCCUCCUCCUCGCCGCCCAGGUUCGGCCGCCGGUCGCUGCUCACCUGGUGCUACCUUCAGAUGGGCGCCAUGGGGACGUGUUCCUCCUUCGCCCCCACUUUCACCGUCUACUGCCUCUUCCGCUUCCUCACCGGCAUGGCCUACUCCGGCCUCAUCCUCAACAGCGUCUCCCUCUCUUUGGAGUGGAUGCCCACUCGCACCCGGGCGCUGGUGGGGACCUUCAUGGGUUACUGCUACACCAUUGGGCAGUUCCUGCUGGCUGGGAUCGCCUACGCCAUCCCCGACUGGCGCUGGCUGCAGCUCAGCGUCUCCCUGCCCUUCUUCUGCUUCUUCCUCUACUCCUGGUGGUUAACAGAGUCGGCUCGCUGGCUGUUCAUGGUGGGAAAGCCCCACCAAGCCCUGAAGGAGCUCCGGAAAGUGGCCAGGAUAAAUGGGAAGAAAGAAGAAGGGGACAAGCUCGACAUAGAA